Messenger RNA from Cuscuta epithymum, 2541 nucleotides. NCBI's taxonomy places the organism in Eukaryota, Viridiplantae, Streptophyta, Magnoliopsida, Solanales, Convolvulaceae. The record is from the annotation of a GenBank genome assembly.
GGUUCUAUAUAUGAACUUCCAUCCAUCCCUAAUCACAGUGCUCCGCAUCUUUUUACUUUACUUGUGGCCCUCCGCCACUGCUUAAGAGUUAAGACACGAAGGAGCGCAUGACCGAAAGUGUGUCUGACGAGUAUGGGUAUGGCAAAGCUAAAGAUUGCAGGGGCAUGGAGUGGUGUGCUGGAGAUAGAACCGGAGGAGUGGACGAUUGCUAUGCUGAGGGAGGAGAUCGUCCGGAGAUCGGGCUGCGUUCCGCCGGAGUGCAUAAACCUCAUCUCUGCUGGAAUAUUGCUGAAAGACGGUGAUGGCACGGAGAAACUCAGCCAAUUGGGUAUAAAAAAUCAUGCUAAGAUUUUGGCCUCUAAGGUUUCUCCUGAUAAAGGCAAGGUCAUCCAGGAGGAAUCUUUGGCGGAAGAGGAACGCUCGUCUAGACUUGCCAGGCUCAAAGCUGCUGCUACUUCAUUGUCCCAGAGACAUGCAGAGGGCUCAUUACCUGUUGAAGACUUCAACAUAGAACUUGAAAACCAGAGCGGAGAAAAAGUGCAGCUUGGAUCUGAUACUGAUCAGAGGGCUAUUAUGAUGGGUCUCAUGCUACAUGCUAAUGGGAAAGCACUGAUCCGAAAGCAACAGUUUAAAGAAGCACUUGAGGUUCUCACAAUGGGAGAGGAAGCCUUCGCUCUUUGCAAUCCCAAGGUUAUUGAGAUGGUUGAUAAUGUAGCCAUUCUACAAAUAGACUUGGUGUGGUGUUACUACAUGCUGCAAGACAUCAAGUGGCUCUUGGAUGCAGGGGCCCGCCUUGCAAAAGCUCGGGAAGGUCUCGAGCGUGCUCAUGGUAAGGAAGCUAGUCGUGUCAGACUUCUUCAAAGUGGACGCUAUCCGGAGAUUGCACUACAUGUACGGAUGGAGCUGUUAGAAGGAGUUGUUGCAUAUCACUGUGGCCAGUUAGAAAAAUCUAGACGGUCUUUGAGUUCAGCCCAAGCCAAAUAUAUCCAGCUACAAAUUCCAGACGAAGCUUUGUCAUUAAUUAUGGGCAUGGGCUACAAAGAAAGAGAUGCAAAGAAAGCACUGCGGAUGAACAAUCAAGAUGUUCAAAGUGCUGUUAAUUUUCUUAUUGAGGAGAGAGAGAAAGCAGCAAGGAAACGAGAGGAGAAUCUUAGCAGACAAAGAGAACUCUUGGAGCAAAGGCGUUAUGGAAUGACUGCUCUAAAAAAAGCUGUGAAUCUCCAAUAUCUGAAUGAAUUGGUUUCAAUCGGGUUUUUGAAAGAGAUUGCUGCAGAGGCUCUUCGCCGAAAUGAAAAUGACACACAGAAGGCCCUAGAUGACCUGACCAAUCCAGAAACUAAUUCUGCUAUUCAGCAUCACAUUGCGUUAAACAAAAAGAGAAGGUUGCGCCAAGUAGAGAAUGCUACAAUUGAACAGCUUGCUGCCAUGGGCUUCCCAAGAGAAACAGUGACCGCAGCUGUCCGCAAAUUUGGGACAAGAGAAGCAGCAUUAAAUCAUCUACUUGGGCCAUCAUCGAUGAACAGUGCUUCAACAGUUGGCAAUGAAGGUGCUUCAUUUCUGUCAGGUCAAGGUGAGAAUUUGAACAGGGACGGUGGGGGUAAUCUUGGGGAUGCUGGUGCACAUGCAUCAGGUAGCAAUGCAGUUGUAGGUGAGAAUGCUUUUGGAGGUCCAAGCGAUAUUGAAGGAGUAUAUGAGAAACGUGAUGUGGAAAUGGAGAAUGAGCUAACUGAUGAACUGUUAAAUGGAGAUGCCUACUCUGACUACGACCUUGAGCUUACGAAAGAAGGGGAAGCAAUCACCCAGUAUCUGACUUCGCUCAGAUCUUCAACCUGAAUGCAUCCACCUGUCCAUAUAUUUCAUAAUUUUACUCAUCAGUCAUGCAAAGUGUCACAAUAGGCAGGGGCAGAGUCAAGGGGUCAAGAUGGUUAGCUGACCCCUCUCAAAGUUUGAUAUAUUUCGCCUUCCGUAACUCAUUAUGAAGUGUCGUAUGACAUUCCUAACCACAGCGGUGGAUACCAGUGUCGCUCAGCCCACAAUUUGUUUUGUACUCUUUUGGGCAAUUGCUUUGAGGUGUGAUUUGGAACAGGUCUUUGAGGUGAAAAAAUUGGGGAGGGUUCUGACGGACCAUGCAAAAUGGUUCGUGAUUGUAAAUGGUUCAUGAUAGUUAUGGACUAAAAAUGUUUGUUUAUUCCAAAAUAGGACUAUCAUGUUUUUAUUCCCUAAAUAAGAGUAAUUAUUAUUAGGGCUGAGGGAAAAUACUGAAAUUUCGGUAUACCGCAUUUACCAUAUCAAAAAAUACUGGAUUUAUUAAAGAUUUAGGUGUACCGACAUUUUCAAUAUGGUGUAGUAUCGUACCAAAUUUCUUUGGUAUGGUAUUUGUGUAUAGUUUGAAAAUAAAAGGUAUAUCUGUAUAAUGUGAUACCGGAAGUCCUAUUCAUAUAUUUAUUAAAAUUAUAAAAAAAUACCAAAUACACUUCAUAAGUUCAUAUUAGGGAUAAAUGAUUUUGUAUCCAUGUUGUUUGAAUAAUUUUUUUGUUAGAG